AAACAGAUAAAACAACAACAGACGACGAUAAUAACAUAGAAUAAUAUUAUACCUAUUUUAAGUUUAAGAGGAUUGGCUUCCCAGUGCUUACCCGCCCAAUCUUUCCGGCUCUUUACCCGCAGUACCACACUACCACUAUUCACUAACCGUUUCUGUUUGUGGAGUGCGAUUGUCUGUCGCGUGUGUUAACAAUUAUUAUUGUAGUUUGUUUAAUAAAAUUUUAAAUUUCACUUUUCCUAGAGUAGAAACAAAGCGGCGUCUACCAUUUUCGCGGUCUUUUUCCCUCCUUUCGUUUUGCAAUCGUCAGUCGUUCUCAAACCACCGUCGACGGUCUACCCGCGGAUCCGCCAUCACCUGAGUACCUGACACCUUCACCACCAACCACCACGCGUGCAGCACAGCUAUGGCCGAUCAAAAUCCAAAUGAGAUUCAAAAUCCAGAAUUUUGUAAACCCAAGGACCCCAAAGAUGUUGAAAAAGCUCAAGAAGAGUGUAUGAAAAAACAAUAUCAAAUGAAGUCAAAUUGGCCUCCAGUCAGUGGUCAUUCUGCUCUCCUUCAAAAACGUUUAGCCAAAGGGCAAAAAUUUUUUGACUCCGGUGAUUAUCAAAUGGCCAGGCAGGCGGGUAAUGGUAAUAAAUUGAUUAAUAAUCGCCCUGUGCAACAAGUAUUGGGUUUUGGUACUGGGGAUACCAUACCGACACCAGAAACUGUUCCGGCACGCAAGACUUCUAUUAUUCAGCCAAAAUUCAACUCAAGUUCCACUCCAUCAUCUACCACGUGAUUUGUAUGUCUUAACGGGUUAAUUAAUUAAAAAAAAUUUUUAUUCAGUAAUUUAGUCCAAUCAAAUGUAAAUGUUAUCCAUUUUAAUUUUGUUAAUGUUAUGACUUAUGGCCCAUGGAGUAAACAAAAAAUGGCCAUUUGAUUAAACUAUUAUUUUUUUUUUUUUUAUUAAUAUUUUUAUCAUUAAUAAGUAAUUGAAUUUUACAGAGAAUUUUAUGUAACUACAUUAUAUUUCAAUUCUAUUCAAACGCUCAUAAUAAAGCAUUUUUUCCAACAAAGUAACUGACUUUUAAUAUUAUUAUUAUUUUAAAUUAUUGGUUCAUAAAAUGAUCAAUGUUAUUAGCUGUGUAAGCACAUUUGCUAGUGAGUGUUGUUUCAAUCUAUAACCAGAGUCCAGAGUAAGCCAGUAAUACUUCAGUCUGCUAGUAUCUAGAUAUGUCUUUAAGUUAUUAUUUGUGAAUUAUGAAUUCUUAUAAUGUAUUAAAUUUAAUAACUAAAAAUGAUUUGUUUUUUUUUACAAACUAUGGAUAAUAUUAUACACACAAUAUAAAAUUUGUGAUUUGGUAAUCAAACAAAAUUUAAUUUUUUGAAUAAAACUUAUUUGAGUAUUAA
This is a messenger RNA of Metopolophium dirhodum (rose-grain aphid), 1392 nucleotides long. It is a transcript of the gene endos, whose product is annotated as cAMP-regulated phosphoprotein 19-B. Bases 404 to 781 code for a protein of 125 amino acids. The record is from RefSeq and is a predicted model, not a curated record. The transcript is spliced from 4 exons. NCBI's taxonomy places the organism in Eukaryota, Metazoa, Arthropoda, Insecta, Hemiptera, Aphididae. Gene Ontology annotation, cellular component: cytoplasm. Gene Ontology annotation, molecular function: protein phosphatase inhibitor activity.